UCUAAAAAUAAAGGGCGUAGUGGUCUUAAAAUUUGAGCAGCUGAAGUGGUAAUGCCAUAUCAGUUCCAAUAUAAAUUAGGUUGAUAUAAUGUACUGUAGUUUUUUUUAAAGUAUUACAGAUUCCGUUUAUGGUCACUAGCGCCAUCUUUGUGCUAGAGUCAUGCUGUGUGCGAGGAGCGCGUCCUGUUCUCUGAACAGAAAAUGACUUUCUCGUCUUCUAGCUUGCUGCUGAAAAUAGAUAGAUAAACGCAAGUCAUAUGAAGUUGGCUCUUAGGUGCCUUUUUGUGCUAUUUUAUGAAGCGGCAGAUCAGCUAGCUCAGAGUGUGUUUACUAUAAUGGACAGUGAGACGUAUCAUAGUUGCUGCAGCCUCGACAAAGUGCCAAGGCAGUUAUGCGCUUCACAUUUUGUGGACUACAUUGACAAAGAAUUGAACUAUUCAAAGUUCUUCAAAAGGCACUUGCUUCCCAACCAACCAUGUAUGUUUUCAAGAAGUUUUACUGAAGAAUGGAGGUGUAGGAAACAGUGGGUGACUGAAGAUGGGAAACCUCAUUUCCAGAAACUACUCCAAGAGUUUGAUGAGACUCCAGUUCCAAUUGCAAACUGUAAUGCAAAGGAAUACAAUGCAAACCCCAAACAAAUUAUGCCUUUUAAAAAGUUCAUUCACUACUGGAAGGAAUACAUUCAGAAUGGCCACUCGUCACCCAAAGGAUGUCUCUACUUGAAAGACUGGCACAUGUCAAGGGACUUUCCUGAGCAUGAUGUCUACAGCACACCCGUGUUCUUUUCCUCUGACUGGCUCAAUGAGUACUGGGAUACACUUCAAGUGGAUGACUAUCGGUUUGUCUACAUGGGACCCAAAGGUUCUUGGACCCCAUUCCAUGCCGACGUGUUCCGCUCCUAUAGUUGGUCGGCGAAUAUCUGUGGCAGAAAGAAAUGGCUCCUCUAUCCCCCAGGGCAGGAGGAGUUUUUACGAGACACUCACGGCAACCUUGCUUAUGACAUAACUGCACCCGAUCUCCAUGACAAGGACCUCUUCCCACACUUUCACAAAGCCUGUCAGCCUCUUGAAAUCAUCCAAGAAGCAGGUGAAAUCCUUUUUGUGCCAAGCGGUUGGCAUCAUCAGGUUUAUAAUCUGGAGGACACCAUCUCCAUUAAUCACAAUUGGCUAAAUAGCUGCAACGUUGACAUUAUGUGGCAAUUCCUUCAAAACGAGUUGUCCUCUGUUCAAAAAGAGAUAGAAGAGUGGAGAAACACCAUGGACUCUUGGCAUCAGCACUGCCAGGUCAUCAUGAAGUCUUGCACUGGUAUUGACUAUGGGGAAUUUUUUUCUUUUCUGAAAAUCAUUUCUGACAACCGCAUGUCUUUCCUGCGGGCUUGCUCCUCAGGGAACUCAAGCGAUGACCCAAGGCAUGUCUCAGAUAAGCUCACCGCACUUGGAAGUUACCAUGCUGCCUUUGACCUUCAAAGAGUGGCUCAUAUUCUUGAAUGUCUACUGUGCAAUGAGGACUUUACGAGACUGGAUCAUUCGAACCACACCUUACAACCUGAAAGCCUGUUGCAGAAAAUUCAUGAGGCCAUACACUCCACUAGGGGGCAGCAUCUACCUUCUCAGGAAUAGGAUAUACGUACUACAGCGCUGAAUGUGCAAUUUAACCUGGCGUUGGCUUGAAUAAAAAGUGCAAUUUUGCAAGUUGUGUUGAUAAGGGUAAUGCAACGUAUUUUAAAUUCUAGGAUGCGCCAUAAUCGCAACUGUGGCUGCAAAUGUUGCAUAUGUAUGUAAUACAUUAAAAUAUUUAAA
Messenger RNA from Lampris incognitus (smalleye Pacific opah), 1799 nucleotides. It is a transcript of the gene jmjd4, whose product is annotated as jumonji domain containing 4. Gene Ontology annotation, cellular component: cytoplasm; nucleus. The coding region runs from base 258 to 1619 and encodes 453 amino acids. Gene Ontology annotation, biological process: protein hydroxylation; negative regulation of gene expression; positive regulation of translational termination. The record is from RefSeq and is a predicted model, not a curated record. Gene Ontology annotation, molecular function: sequence-specific DNA binding; histone H4R3 demethylase activity. The transcript is spliced from 6 exons. Lineage: Eukaryota; Metazoa; Chordata; Actinopteri; Lampriformes; Lampridae.